This is a messenger RNA of Striga asiatica, 2714 nucleotides long. The record is from the annotation of a GenBank genome assembly. Lineage: Eukaryota; Viridiplantae; Streptophyta; Magnoliopsida; Lamiales; Orobanchaceae.
UCUAAUUACAGUUUUGCCAUUGAAAGUGUAAAUUAAGUCAGCCAUGUUUUUGGGUCGGUCACUUUCCCAAUUUCCCGCACAAGUUACCGUUACUGACUGGAAUGAAGGUGAAGAACCCACAUCUUUCAACCCGUGAAAUCUGAUAAAUUUUCCUCUCACCUACCACGUCUUUCAACCAGUAAAAUCUUACAAAUCUUCCUCUCAAUAUCUUCUUCUCAAUAUCCUAUUUCUCAGAAAGAUCAAGAGCAAAGGGAAAUCCAUAGAGGCAAUUUUUUUUUUUCCACCACUCUUCACGGCCAAGCUUCAGGGAAAGGGAGUCGGCGACGCAGGCGGAUCGAACGGCGAAGUCGACGUGCGGAGGCAGCAAAGCAAACGGCAGGGUCACGGAGGCAGAUUCGGCUAACGACGACGGAGAGGUCUGUUGCGGCCCGACAAGGGGAUCAGUGAGCGACCCUGCUGCUGACUUCCGAAGAAUUAAGCUGACCCACGAAGUCUACUUUCCGACGGCUAGGGUUUCCAAGUGACCGACGACCUCUCGCUACCGGAGGCGACAAAGAAGCUGCUCCGGUCCACAAGCAUCGAGAAGGUCCGCAUCCGAGGCGAUGAUAGUGCCAAAAUGUCGAGGGAGACUGUGGAGAGGGACGCCAUCAGUCGCCAGGGAAAAAUCACGAUCCUUUCGUCUCUAAAAAAGGUCUUCAAUUACGUUUUUCUCCUGCUACACCGUCGCCGUGCAAACCAACCGCAGAUCCUGGUGAGACAAGAUGUACGACGCUUGGCGGUGGUGUUGACUGACGCCGUUAAGUAGAUUAUGGCCCGUAAAAUCUGGUUUUUUUUGUUACAAAACAAUUUUAUGGAACCUGUGCGGCAAGAAGUCGGCAGUAAUGUUGCCCCGUCGGACACAACCAACCAGCCGGCAAGCUGCUAUUCAUAGGUGGCGGGGCAAAAAAAGCCGUGUGGAUCAGCCUACGACGUCACAACAGACUUCGUCUGCAGCGAGGGGCAAAAAAAGCCGUGUGGAACAGCCUGUGACGUCGCAACAGCCUUCAUCUGCAGCCGACGGUACAAACAUAAGGUUUCGUGCCGAACCGACCAUUGUGCGGCAGGUUUCGGUGAAGGACAAUCGCCGUUUGGCGACGCAGCAGAGCUCAAGUCUGCCACCCCGUGCUGUAGAAACUGAAGUUUUUGGACUAGCGGCAAGAUUGUCAAGAAAUAGGUCACCAGAAAAUGGGCGGAAUCUCGCGUCUGGCUGCGCUUCUCGGGCUUUCUUAACGAGUUAAAAUUUAAGGGAUCUAUCUGAGUUUUCGAGGGUGAGAGGAUUCUUACAAAGGACUGUAAGAUGCUCGAGAAAUUUGAUCUCACAGGAAUUCCCCCAGCCCCAAGGAUUGUAUUGUCAUUUACAACCAUUACCCUAAAGUUUCAGAAUUCAGAUUUAACUUCUUCAGAUUGUAUUUGUUGUCUCGAAUUCAUAAAAACAAUUCAAAUUCUGUGAAUGUAGCCGAGGGACCCUGCAAAUUGAGGUAACCUUCGAGGUGGAUGCCAACGACAUCCUCAACGUCAAGGCCGAAGACAAAGCCUCCCGCAAGUCGGAGAAAAUCACCAUCACCAACGAUAAGGGCCGCAUGAGCAGAGAAGAGAUUGACCACAUGGUCCGUGAGGCCGAAGAAUUUGUCAAGGCUCGAUACAUGCGUUUACAACAUGAAGGACCAAGUCAACGGCAUGGACAAACUUGCAGACAAUUGGAGUCGGACUAGAAGUACAAGAUCCAGGCCGCACUAAGGAGGCGCUCGAGUGGCUGGACGACAAACAAAAUGCCAAGAAGUAGGAUUAUGAGGAGAAGCUCAAGGAGGUCAAGAGGCUUGAUAAAACACAAAGACAUAUGGUACAUAAGAAGAAAGGACUUCAUUAUCCUAAACAACAGCCACAAUGCGACCGUUGCGAUGUCCUUGGUUGAUCAGGUGGCACUGACGGCUAAGGGAGAGGAGAAACUGUUUUUCGCCUCCUCAGCAAGAACCUUGCCGAGGGACUCCUUCACAGCCCUUUCAAUUUCCUUGGAAAUGAGACUCUUAACAGCCCGCUCCACGACACCUUUCAUCAUAGCUGAAAAGAAGGCUGUGAAGGAGUCCCUCGGCAAGGAUUUGGCUGAGGAGGCGAAAAACAGUCUGAAAGAGAGUGUGAAAGAAAAUUUAAAGGAGGCCAUGAAAGAGAAUGUGACGGAGGUCAAGGAACGAGUCUGGGGCUUCGCAACACGGUUUGCUGAGAAUAUGAUUUCCGCUAGCGUUUUCACUGGGGUACACUAUGUUUGCGUGCUGGAAAAGAAAGAGAAGGCCCAAGUGUAUAACUCGCACCAGAAAGGAAGGCAGCUGGGGCAGCUAGUCGUUGCUAAGGACAAAGGUCUCAAACUUCAGCAGGAAGGAGAUAGGAAGUUGGGUGAGAUUCUGUCAGAGCUGAAAGGUCUCAAAGGUCUGUUGGUUGGAGGUAAGGGGGAUGGAUCUGGGGAGUGGAAUGGGAAGGGAUUUGGGGAUGGGAAUGGAUCUGGGGAGGGGAAUGGACCAGCUUGGAUAUCCAUAUUGUACCUACUUCUCCUCUCCCUUAGCCGUCAGUGCCACCUGAUCAACCAAGGACAUCGCAACGGUCGCAUUGUGGCUGUUGUUCAGGAUAAUGAAGUCCUUUCUUCUUAUGUACCUGCAAUUUGGAAAGCAAAUGAACCCAUGUAA